Oncorhynchus keta (chum salmon) is the source of this 8237-nucleotide messenger RNA. RefSeq names its product probable C-mannosyltransferase DPY19L3. The transcript is spliced from 17 exons. Gene Ontology annotation, molecular function: mannosyltransferase activity. Gene Ontology annotation, cellular component: nuclear inner membrane. The record is from RefSeq and is a predicted model, not a curated record. NCBI's taxonomy places the organism in Eukaryota, Metazoa, Chordata, Actinopteri, Salmoniformes, Salmonidae. Bases 1011 to 3272 code for a protein of 753 amino acids.
AUGACCAUGAUCCGGGAUAAACCAUGCGAUAGAGACACGAUCCACUUUUUUCAUCCCCUUAUGUUUCAUCAUCUUUCCUCAGGAACAAUGCCUCUCGACUGAAUCAGGCUUUAGUGGGGACUUGAACGUGCUGAUUUAUUCAUUUCCAUUUCUUGGUGCCAGUGGAGUCAGUGGUGAUUGUUGCAGUUAAUCUAUUGUGACUUCGGAGGGCUGCAUGGGAGAAGGCCGGCCAUGUCUGCUUUGUUUGGGAGUCUGCUCGUUUUGAAAGAGGCCGACUUUAAUGAUUCCGUAUGGUUUUUAAGCACCGUCCACAUGUUGAGUCAGUUUUGGCUCUACGUUGACUGUAUGUUACGGUAGUUUUUCUGAAAGGCACGCGUGUCACUUAGUUAUUUCCUUUGGGACAUCGCUGCUCACUAAAUUCAUCACUUGUGAAGUCAUGUCGGUGACCGUUGUAGCACCUACCGGAGCUUAUUUCAGUCCACUUCUCACUCCGCUUUUGGAAAUAUUUAAGCGGUCUGAAAAAAACAUCUUAACAUUUUCCAAAUGGUGUUCCAGGCUUUUUGUCUAUGGCUUUUUCCUUUCUCUCUCUCUCUUUUUCUUUAUAGAUGUGCCGAGGGGUCACCAGUUGUGGGUUUGUUUCUCCUUCCCUAUCCGGCAAUUUCAGUUGUCUUCCAGAUCACGGUCCCUCAGACGUGUUCGCUGCAGGUUGUUUUGCUUUUAAAGGCUUUUUAAUGGCCUUGUAAAACUAAUCUGAUUGCUUUCUUUUUUUCUUUUCUUUUUAUCAACUGGUUAUUAGACAUGUUGGGCAGUUAAAAAAGAGUGACUGGGGAAAAAAUAAACAGAGAGUGGCCUGUUUUUCUCAGACUGUUUGCUGGACCGUGAGAGGAGUGAGCUUGGGUGUAAACCUUGUGGAGAGGUUGUUAUCGUGACUCCACCUGGGUACUUUCUCAUCAGUGGGUGACUGCUGGAUGUUAGAGACAAGACGUGCAUGAGAAACCCUGCCUCCAGACAUGGAAAUACGCAAGAGAGGACUGUGCAAGCUGGCGAGUUACUGGGGCAUCUCUCAGGAUGAUGUGUCUGCUGAAAGUUGUGGUGGAGCAAGAGGGGGUUUAAGGGUCAGUGAAAGAGAAGACUCUGGGAGAGAUUCCCAGAAUUGGUACCGUCUGAGCAUUCCACCUCUGUGGCCUUGGCAGACUGUUGUCAUAGCAGCAGGGUUGGUAUUGGCUAUGCUGACUGGGCUGGCUCAUGCCUGGUGUGUUUACUCCAUACAUGAGAACCUGCUGUGGUUUUCUCACCUCAAGGAAGUUGAGCGUGAAAUCUCCUUUCGGACAGAAUGUGGCCUGUACUACUCCUACUAUAAACAGAUGUUGAGAGCUCCCUCCAUACAGCAAGGUCUUUCAGAGCUCAUCAAUGAUAACGCCACUGAAUCCAAGAGAACCAUCAACCUCCUGCGACGCAUGAACAUCUAUCAGGAGGUGUUCCUAGGUGUUCUCUAUAGGAUUCUACCCAUACAGGCCUACCUGGAGCCAGUGUAUUUCUACAUCUACACCGUGUUUUCCCUCCAAGCGGUGUAUGUCAUAGCCCUGUUCAUCACCAGCUGGCUGCUCAGUGGUUCCUGGCUAGCAGGGGCUCUCACUGGAGUCUGGUACAUCCUCAACAGAGUGGACACAACUCGGGUGGAGUUCACCAUCUCGCUCAGGGAGAACUGGUCCCUGCCCUUCUUCGCUCUCCAGAUAGCUGCCAUCACUUGCUACCUGAGGCCUCACCUCAAACCCAUCCAGCAGAAGGUGGUGUUGUGGCUGAUGUUCCUGGCCACGUUGUGUUUCUGCCUCACCUGGCAGUUUAAUCAGUUCAUCCUGCUGGUUCAGGCUCUCAUCAUCUUCACCCUGGACUGUCUGGACCUCAUCUCCACAGAACAGGUGACCUGCCUGUACCUAGUCCAGGUAAGCAGCCUGCUGUCCGUGUGGCUGCUGCAGUUCUGUAACUCCAUGAUCCUAGGCUCUCUGGCUCUCAGCUUCAUUGUGGCCGCUCUCUUUGUCAAGCACUUCCAGAGAGGGCUGAAGACUGGUGGUCUCGCAGCGCGGCUGGGAAAGCUGCUCCUUCACACCGUCCUCGUCCUUGCACUAACAUUCACUAUUAAUUAUUUAGCCAAGCAAGCGUUGCAGCUCCGUUCUGACGAACACAUCUUUAAAUUCAUCAAGUCCAAAUUUGGCUUGGGCCCUACCAGAGAUUUCGAUGCCAGUCUGUACCUAUGUGAGGAAGCCUUUGGGCUGCUUCCCUUGGACACGUUUGACCGCUUGGCUGGCACUCUGCUGGCAUACCCUUACCUCGUCACCCUGAUUGUGCUCCUGGUGAUGCUGGCGCUGGUAACACUGGCCAACCUCUGUGAUUCUUCAGCGGUCGGGCGGCCGCCGAAAGGCCGAUGCGAGGCGCGGCCGAUCUGUAUGCGGGCAGAUGUCGCCUACAAUCUGUUACAUACCGUCUUCUUCGGCCUCUUGGCGCUCGGCACCAUGAGAAUGAAAUAUCUGUGGACUGGCCAUAUGUGUGCCUUUGCUGCCUAUGGCGUGUGUGGCAAGGAGCUGUGGUCCCUCUGCCUUAACAUGAUUCACUGUAACACUAAAACAAAGCUGAGGCUGAUCAGGUACACGCUUCCACUUGUCAUUCUGUGUUUUCUAUAUUACAAGUUCUGGCCCAAACUGAUGACGGAAGUAUCAGAACUGAGAGAAUUCUACGACCCUGACACCGUUGAGCUGAUGACCUGGAUUAGCUCGAAGACCCCCAAGAAGGCGGUGUUUGCUGGCAGCAUGCAGCUGCUGGCUGGGAUCAAACUGUGCACAGGGAGAGUCCUGACUAACCACCCACACUAUGAAGACCGAGCUCUGAGAGAGAGGACCAAACAGGUGUAUCAGAUCUACGCCCAGCAAUCCCCAGAGGAGGUCCACAGGAUCCUGCGCGCGGCGGGGGCUGAUUUCGUGGUGAUGGAGGACAGCAUCUGCUACGAGAGGAGGCAUGGCCGGGGCUGCAGGCUCCGAGACCUGCUGGAUCUGGCCAACGGACAUAUCAUGGAUGGCCCUGGGGACAAUGACCCAGACUUGGUCCACUCUACCCACCCUCGCUUCUGUGAGUCCAUCAAGACAGACGGCCCUGCCUACACCGCCCUCUUCACCCGCGUUUUCCAAAACAAGACCUUCCACGUCUACAAGCUGAAGAGGGGCAAGAAGAGAGCCAAAGCCGACAGAGAGCCAGUGGCCAUGGAGGAUAAAACCCAGUAAUAAGACCCUGGGGACCCCAUAAACAACCCCCGCCCAUCCAUAUCCAGCAGCUCCCCAGUCUCCGUCUCAGCCUCCUGCUCCCUUCCAUGUUGAUAACCUGAUGACUGCUCUGUGCUCCCUGCUCUCUGGUCUACUCGACUUCAUCUGGAACCAUGGCUACAGUCUCCCUCCCUCCUUCCAUCCCUCCCUGCGCCACGGCAGCCAGAGGCAGGUAAUCACGGCCGGCUGACACGGCGCUGAUUUGAGCAGCGUCUGAUUGUGGCGGGCGAGCAGAUGAGCACAUGCAUAUCAAACCAGGGCUUUGUGUCAGGAAGCUCAUGUUUAAACAGGAGAGGAGGGAUGACGGCACAUCACAACAACAUUCACGGCUCCCUCUCGCUUUCACCCAGACUAAAGGCAGAGCAGAGAAGAAAGAGGAGAGGUACCUUUGAGAGGGAGCUGAUUGAAAGCUAGAGCAGUGGGGGUAAUUAUUGCAAGGACCAGUCUGGUCUCUUUGGUGGCUGGGGCUGCAGCCUGACUGCACAGCUGCACCCUGUGCCAUUUCCUUGUUUUUAAACCGUGCCAUGGCUCGUCUCCACUUGUUAAUGAGGACUCCUCUUUUGAUACUCUCUCACAGAAACACAAAAGUUCUGCAUAAGUUGUCAGUUGUGGUGUAUCAAGGGGAAGUGGCAUUCUCAUUGUAAUGCAUAACAGUCCUAUCACUGUGAAGAGGAUUUGCUUGUUCAUUCCGUUGCAUUGAAAUUGGAUGUUUAAUUUAGGAGUUGGCCAAUAAUACAUUUUACGAGGGAGAAGUAAUUUCAUUAUGUUUGCCUAAUAAGUGCAUACUAAUGUAAUGUUUUUGAGCAUUGACAUUCUUCAUUUUCAUAUUUAUUAAUAAUUCAGUUGAGAUGCAUUGGUCAUUUAAACCGACAGUAUUUUUUUUAAAUGAGCAAAUGCUAGAGCAAAUCAUGUAUUAACUGUGUCUAUUCACACCCAACUCAACACCACAGAAUCAAACCGUAUUAUGUAGAAGGACUGCAUUGUGGGUAAACCAUGACCACUGGUCAGUGUUGAAUGAGGUGAAUGGUUAACAUAUUCAGGGCAACUGGUCUAUGUAGGACUGGCUAACAUACCGUGGGUAUCAGAGGUAUUCAAUGCCUUGGAUUUUGUUUCACGUUGGUGGGCUACAAAGUGGGAUUGAAAUAGAUUUAAUUGUCAUUUUCUCAUCAUGGAUUUACACAAAAUACACAACGUCGAAGUGAAAAGAAUUUAAAGAAUAAAAUGUAGACAGAUGACUAAACAUUAAAUGACUCAAAUAAAGUUGUUGAAUAUAAGUAUGCAACCCCUUUGUUUUGAAAGGCUACCCCGUCCUCUGUCCCCCAUACAAGGUCCCUCAGUCAAUAAUUGAAUUUCAAGCACAGAUUCAACUACAAAGACCAGAGGGGUAUACAAUGACGCAAGCUACAGUAGAUCUACUCAGGGUUUUCUAAAGCUAGCCAGCUUCAGUUACUUUCCCAUUCCAGCUCAGGCUUCAUCCGUACUACCAGGGGGGAUAUUGCUUGUCCGUCUACCAAACUGCGUGUGCAUGUUGCACGUGGCUAGUCAAACACCAGGCUUUUCAUUGAGACUGCGUGUGCAUGUUGCACGUGGCUAGUCAAACACCAGGCUUUUCAUUGAGACUGCGUGUGCAUGUUGCACGUGGCUCGUCAAACACCAGGCUUUUCAUUGAGACUGCGUGUGCAUGUUGCACGUGGCUCGUCAAACACCAGGCUUUUCAUUGAGACUGCGUGUGCAUGUUGCACGUGGCUCGUCAAACACCAGGCUUUUCAUUGAGACGAUGGUGAAAUAAUCCAUGGGAAAGUCGGUGGCGUAUUUUCAUUUGUGCCAAAAUCUAAAUGAAAGAAAAGGUAUCUAGCAAAUUCACCGGGCUUUCGUGUGAAAUAGACUUUUUGAAGCAGUGUUUUUGUAUUACUUUGGUGUGGUUAUCAACACAAGUAACUUUUCCCCCACUCCUUAUUGAUCAAAUAAUUGUAUUAAGUCAUGCAAAUUUUUGUACCGUGCGUGAAGUUUCAAAUACGGUUGUCAUUACUACAUGUGGAUUGUGAUUAAUGUGUCCAUGUUAAAAUACCUAUUUGGAUAGUCCCAUCUGUAGAUGCUCUACAAACGUUCAUACUGUCAAUAUGCUAUCAAGGUCAAACUAUCUGUUGAUAAGCAACUGCGGCUUCCUGUCAUGUUGCGGUUAGGGUUAUGUUGCGGUUAGGGUCAUGUUAGGGUCAUGUUGCGGUUAAGGUCAUGUUGCGGUUAGGGUCAUGUUGCGGUUAGGGUCAUGUUGCGGUUAGGGUCAUGUUGCGGUUAGGGUCAUGUUGCGGUUAGGGUCAUGUUGCGGUUAGGGUCAUGUUAGGGUCAUGUUGCUGUUAGGGUUAUGUUGCGAUUAGGGUCAUGUUGCGGUUAGGGUCAUGUUUAGAAUAAGGGUUAGGGUCAUGUUGCGGUUAGGGUCAUGUUGCGGUUAGGUCAUGUUGCGGUUAGGGUCAUGUUUAGAAUAAGGGUUAGGGUCAUGUUGCGGUUAGGGUUAUGUUGCGGUUAGGUCAUGUUGCGGUUAGGGUCAUGUUUAGAAUAAGGGUUAGGGUCAUGUUGCGGUUAGGGUCAUUUUGCGGUUAGGUCAUGUUGCGUUUAGGGUCAUGUUUAGAAUAAGGGUUAGGGUCAUGUUGAGGUUAGGGUCAUGUUGCGGUUAGGGUCAUGUUUAGAAUAAGGGUUAGGGUCAUGUUUAGAAUAAGGGUUAGGGUCAUGUUUAGAAUAAGGGUUAGGGUCAUGUUUAGAAUAAGGGUUAGGGUCAUGUUUAGAAUAAGGGUUAGGGUCAUGUUUAGAAUAAGGGUUAGGGUCAUGUUUAGAAUAAGGGUUAGGGUUAGUAGAUAGUUAUUUGAAAUUUUACAGAUGCUUUACAGACGACCCACCCGAAACACGGCAAAGCCUUGUGUUUGAGGCAAAUCCAACACAACUCAUCACUGAGUAACUGUAUCAUUAUUUUCAUCACGGUAUGGGCAUGCUGGACAUUGGCAAAGACUGGGGAGUUUUUCAGGAUAAAAAUAAAUGAGAUUAAGCUAAGCACAGGCAAAAUCCUAGAGGACAACCUGCUUCAGUCUGCUUUACACCAGACCCUGGGUGAGGAAUUCACCUUUCAGCAGGACAAUAACCUACAACACAAGGUUGAAUAUACACUGGAGUUGCUUACCAAGAAGACAGUGAAUGUUCCUGAGUGGCCAAGUUAGUUUUGGCUUAAAUCUGCUUGAAUCUAUGGCAAGACUUUUUAAAAUUGCUGUCCAGCCAUGAUCACCAACAUCUUGACAGAGCUUGAACAAUUUACUGUAUAAAAUAAUAAUUUUCAAAAAUCGAGGUGUGCAGAGCUCUUAGAGACUUACUCCAAGAAGACUCACAGCCGUAAUACUUAGGUAUAAAAAAAUAUAUAUAUAUACAGUUGAUGUCGGAAGUUUACAUACACCAUAACCAAAUACAAUUAAACCCAGUUGUUCACAAUUCCUGACAUUUAAUCCUAGUAAAAAUGCCCUGUCUUUGGUCAGUUAGGAUCACCACUUUAUUUUAAGAAUGUCAAAUGUCAGAAUAAUAGUAGAGAGAAUGAUUUAUUUCAGUUUUUAUUUAUUUCAUCACAUUCCCAGUGGGUCAGAAGUUUACAUGCACUCAAUUAGUAUUUGGUAGCAUUGCCUUUUAAAUUGUUAAACUUGGGUCAAACGUCUCGGGUAGCCUGUCCCAUUCCUACAGACAGAGCUGGUGUAACUGAGUCAAGUUUGUAGGCCUCCUUGCUCGCACACACUUUUUCAGUUCUAACCACACAUUUUCUAUAGGAUUGAGGUCAGGGUUUUGUGAUGGCCACUCCAAUACCUUGACUUUGUUGCCCUUAAGCCAUUUUGCCACAACCUUGGAAGUACGCUUGGGGUCAUUGUCCAUUUGGAAGACCCAUUUGCGACCAAGUUUUAACUUCCUGACUGAUGUCUUGAGAUGUUGCUUCAAUAUAUCAACAUCAUUUUCUUUCCUCAUGAUGCCAUCUAUUUUGUGAAGUGCACCAGUCCCUCCUGCAGCAAAGCACCCCCACAACAUAAUGCUGCCACCCCCGUGAUUCACGGUUGGGAUGGUGUUCUUUGGCUUGCAAGCCUCCCCCUUUUUCCUCCAAACAUAACGAUGGUCAUUAUGGCCAAACAGUUCUAUUUUUGUUUCAUCAGACCAGAGGACAUUUCUCCAAAAAGUACAAUCUUUGUCCCCAUGUGUAGUUGCAAACCGUAGUCUGGCUUUUUUUAUGGCAGUUUUGGAGCAGUGGCUUCUUCCUUGCUGAGCGGCCUUUCAGGUUAUGUCGAUAUAGGACUCUUUUUACUGUGGAUAAAGAUAUUUUGUACCUGUUUCCUGCAGCAUCUUCACAAGGCCCUUUGCUGUUAUGGGAUUGAUUUGUACUUUUCACACGAAAGUACAUUAAUCUCUAAGAGACAGAACACGUCUCCUUCCUGAGCAGUAUGACGGCUGCGUGGUCCCAUGAUGUUUAUGCUUGCGUACUAUUAUUUGUACAGAUGAAUGUGGUACCUUCAGACGUUUGGAAAUUGCUCCCAAAGAUGAACCAGACUUGUGGUGGCCUACACAUUUUUUUUUUCUGAGGUCUUGGCUGAUUUAUUUUGAUUUUCCUAUGAUGUCAAGCAAAGAGGCACUGAGUUUGAAGGUAGGCCUUGAAAUACAUCCACAGGUACAUCUCCAAAUUUGGUCAAUUAGCCUAUCAGAAGUUUCUAAAGUCAUGACAUCAUUUUCUGGAAUUUUCCAUGCUCUGUAAUUAUAAGUGAAAUAACCAGUCUGUGAACAACUGUUGGAGAAAUUACUUGUGUCAUGCACAAAGUAGAUGUUCUAACAGACUUGCCAAAACUAUAGUUGUUAACAAGAAAUUUGUGGAGUGGUUUAAAAAUCAGUUUUAAUGAUAUAUAUAUAUAUAUAUAU